UCAGGCCUGUGGCGGGUUCGGCUGGCCGGCUCCCCGGGCUUAGAGCGGUGAGGUGAGUGGUCGCGCCGGGCAGGGCGGACAUUCGUGGCACCGGAGCCUUUCGAGCCGGCCUCGCGAUGGCGUCGUAUACGUGCAUCACCUGCCGGGUGGCGUUCAAGGACGCGGACAUUCAGCGCGCCCACUACAAGAGCGACUGGCACCGCUAUAACCUGAAGCGGAAGGUGGCCGACAUGGCUCCGGUGACGGCCGAGAACUUCCAGGAGCGGGUCCUGGCGCAGCGGGCCGUGGCCGAGGAGGAAAGCAAGGGCACCGCCACCUACUGCACCGUCUGCAGCAAGAAGUUUGCCACCUUCAACGCCUACGAGAACCACCUCAAGUCCCGCAGGCACUUGGAUCUGGAGAAGAAGGCGGUCCAGGCCGUUAGCAGGAAAGUCGAGAUGCUAAACGAGAAGAACCUGGAGAAGGGUCUGGUCCCCGAUGGGCUGGACAAGGAUGCCAUGAACUCGGCCAUCCAGCAGGCCAUCAAGGCCCAGCCGUCCAUGUCCCCGCGGAGAGUAGCCCCGGCUCCUCGAGUGUCCGGGAGCCGGGUGUCAGCGGCAGGGGACCGCCCCCCCCAGGACAGGGACCCCGGCGAGAAGGCGCCCCGGCUGCAGUGGUUUGAACAACAGGCAAAGAAGUUAGCCAAGCAACAGGGAGGGAGUGAGGAGGAGGAAGAUGAGGACAUGGAAGGUGAUGAUUGGGAAGAUAUUGAUUCAGAUGAAGAGAUGGAUUCUGAAGGUGCUGAGGAGCAAGAUGAGGUUGAUGAAGUUACAGAAAACCCACCUCUUGGGGCUAUUCUUGUAACAGACUGCUUGUUUUGUUCUCAUCACUCAAGCUCACUCAUGAAGAAUGUGGCUCACAUGACAAAGUUUCAUAGCUUUUUUAUCCCUGAUAUAGAAUACCUUUCUGAUCUUAGAGGGCUAAUUAAAUAUUUGGGGGAGAAAGUUGGUGUAGGGAAGAUUUGUUUGUGGUGCAAUGAGAAAGGGAAAUCCUUCUACUCUACUGAAGCUGUGCAGGCUCAUAUGAACGACAAAAGCCAUUGUAAACUCUUCACCGAGGGAGAUGCUGCUCUGGAAUUUGCAGACUUCUAUGAUUUUAGGAGUAGCUACCCAGAUCACAAGGAAGGUGAGGACAUUGACAUGUCUGAGGAGUUACCUUCAGAAAAGAAUUUAGAAUAUGAUGAUGAAACCAUGGAGCUGAUUCUCCCUUCAGGUGCCAGAGUCGGCCAUCGCUCCUUGAUGAGGUACUACAAACAACGAUUUGGUUUGUCAAGAGCUGUUACUAUUGCCAGAAAUCAGAAAGCAGUGGGCAGGGUGCUGCAGCAAUACAGAGCCCUGGGAUGGACUGGGGGUACAGGAGCCGCUGUUCUGCGGGAGCGUGACAUGCAGUAUGUCCAGAGGAUGAAAUCAAAGUGGAUGCUAAAGACAGGGAUGAGCAACAAUGCCACAAAACAGAUGCAUUACAGGGCUCAAGUGAGGUUCUAAGAGACUGUUUGGCUGUGGUAGAGGUAGCGUUCAGUGCAAUCUCAUCACUUCAGAAUCUUGAUGUCUGGUAGUGCGAUAAAACCUCAACUGCUUUUGCACCAUUCCUCCCACCUCUUUUACCUGUCAUUCUAAUGAUUCAGUUUCCAAAUGUCAUCUCUGUCAAAUUCUAAAUUCUAAAGACUUUCUGUGUACAGAAUGAGAUGUGCACGAGUGGUCACUCUGCUCAAUAAUGUGUAUUAGUUUGGCAGUUGGCUUAUGCUUUUAGAGAACUAUGUAUCGGAGAGCGGUAUAUCCAAUGAAAGAAGUGAUUGAGAGACUUUCAGGAUGACUUGUCAAAUCCAUUCUUGGUUUAACUUCUAAAACAACAGUUUUUCACAUCUUGGUGUGGUGGAAUUACCCAUGUGUCAUCUACGGCAGCUUUGAGACUUCUGAUUUCUGUGAAGUGAAUUGGACUUUUCACCUGUUCCAUAAAGUUUGUAUACUAUCUCUGCUGGUGCUGAGAUAAAACUGCACUGUGUAGUUUGAUUAAACCAGAGCAUCUUCCAGGAGGCAUUUCAAAUU
Molecule: messenger RNA, 2084 nt
Organism: Trichosurus vulpecula (common brushtail)
Lineage: Eukaryota; Metazoa; Chordata; Mammalia; Diprotodontia; Phalangeridae
Gene: ZNF622
Product: zinc finger protein 622
Biological process (GO): ribosomal large subunit biogenesis
Cellular component (GO): preribosome, large subunit precursor
Molecular function (GO): nucleic acid binding; zinc ion binding
Source: RefSeq, a predicted model, not a curated record